AUGGGCCAGAGACAGCACAUGAGGUCUUGGCUGAUGUCAGGGAAGGAGACCCAACCCGGGGCUUCCUCCGGGGAAUCAGGACUCCUCCCUUGUGGGUCCUGUGACAUGGUUUUCCGUUCCUGGGCCCUGUUGGCCACCCAUACUCAGCGUUUCUGCAUUGGCCGCCUGACCCAGGAGGUGACGCUUGGAGCACAGCCUUCAAAAGUCACAGAAACAGCCCCCAGUGCGGUAAGGGUCUCCUUCGAUCAGGUUGUGUCAGAGGAACCCCAGGGCCUUUCAGACCAGGAGGCCAGUAAAGGAGCUCUAAUAAGGCUGACAGAGGAGGCUGCAGGAAGCCCUGAUGAACGUUUGCGGGCGCUGUACGGGACACACGCAAGACGCGUGGCAGAGACCGAAGCACAGGGCGCGGCUCUGCAGCGACGUAGCGAGGAACUGAGCAGGCGCCUGCAAGGGUUAGCCUCGUCGCAGGGCGGGUCAGCUCGCCCACUCAGCGUGGAGCGGGAGCUGCGGGUACUGCGGGCAGAGGCCGAAAGAACUCGGGGAGCACUGGAAAUGUUGGAGGAGCAAAUGAAGCAGUUGCAUUCGGAGGCCGGGAUCCGACUGAACUCCUUAAGAGCGGGAGAACUUUGUCGUCCGGGGCCGCAGGCCAACGCGGGGACUCUGGCUGCGGAGAUAGGGGCUCUGCGGGAGGCUUAUCUUCACGGCGGGGGUCGGGACCCGGGCCUGCUGGGCCAGAUGUGGCAGAUGCAAGCGGAGGCGUCGGCCCUGGAGCAGCGGCGGUCGCGGAUCCGCAGGGGAAAACAUGCAGGAGAUGCAUCUGGGGAGCUUCUGGCGGUAGAAACUGGAAACCGGCGUCUGGAGGCGGAAAUCCUGGCUCUGCAGAUGCAGAGGGGCCUCGGCCCGUCCUUGUGGGAGACCCUCUUGGAUGGCAAGGAAAAGGCUCCACUGCUUUCUGGAGCUAGGGCCACGAACCUGGGCCAGGAUCCCUACUUCCUCCUACCCUCAUCUGAUGUUCUGGGCCCUGCGCCUUAUGACCCCGGGACUGGUCUGGUCAUUUUCUAUGACUUCCUGCGGGGCCUUGAGACUUCUUGGAUUUGGGUGCAGUUAAGCACUGGCUUGGCACGAGAUGGACAGAAUACAGGAAGGAGUACAGCAUUGCCCCCAGCCCUCUGCCUGCCCCCACCUGCAGCUCCUGGGCCCAUGGGCAAUUGUGCCAUUCUUGCCAGCAGGCAGCCUAUUCCCAGAUUGCCACCCUCACCAUCAGUGUCCUUGAUCUGUGAGCUGCAGGCCUGGCAAGGGUCAUCAUGGCCGAGGGCACCAGAACCAAAGGCCUGGGCCUCACUACACCUAUUUGACGAGGGUCAGAGGGUGUUAAGUGGUCGAUGGCGUCUUCCACUUCGAGCCCUUCCUCGAGACAGCAGCCUCAGUCCUGGGCAGCUGAAUGGAAUUCCCCAGGUAGGGCAGACUGAACUUUUUCUGCGGCUGGUCAAUGCAAGAGAUGCAAGUGUCCAGACACUGGCGGAGAUCAAUCCAGCAAGUGCCCAGGAGUACCAGUACCCACCUCUGGUGUCCAGCUCUUCACUGGAAACCAACUCCCUGGCUCCAGCAGCUGGCUUUGUUGAUCCCCCUCCUCCAGAACCCCUCAUAGGCAGAGUAGAGGACAGAGAUGAAAAUUGGAGCCCUGCAAGUUUUGACCCACCAACUCUGGAUUCCUAA
This is a messenger RNA of Sorex fumeus (smoky shrew), 1716 nucleotides long. It is a transcript of the gene CCDC17, whose product is annotated as coiled-coil domain containing 17. The record is from RefSeq and is a predicted model, not a curated record. Lineage: Eukaryota; Metazoa; Chordata; Mammalia; Eulipotyphla; Soricidae. The coding region runs from base 1 to 1716 and encodes 571 amino acids. The transcript has 14 exons.